AAUUUUUUUGGAGAAAGAAAAUCCAGCCUCACCCAUUUCUAACCAAUCGGAAUCCUCCAUUUUAUUACAACCGAUUCCUCUUCUCAUUCUUCUUAUCACAACCCAUCCUGUCUGACCCUUUAACUUCACCACAAAUCCCUCCUUUCCAAACACAAAGAUGAAUUCUCUCCACCACCACCGCCACAGCCACUGCCACCACACCCUGCUCACGCGCCUCCCUACCUCCGAUACCAGCCACCCUCCAUCCUCCAUCGCCCCCUCUCUCUUCCUCAAACCCUUUCCCUCCUCCGCCACCACCGCAACCACUACUACCACAACUUCCCUUUCCUCUUCCACCACUACCUUCUCUCUUUCCUCCACCACUCCCUCCUCUUCUACUACCUCCACCUCCCAACCUAUCUCCUUCGACCUCCUCCACCAACACCUCUCAACCCAAAACUUCCGCCAAGCCGACGAGGAAACCCGCCGCCUUCUCAUCGUCCUCGCCGGCGAAGCAGCACAAAAGCGCGGCUACGUCUUCUUCUCCGAAGUCCAAUUCAUCUCAGAAACAGACCUCAAAGCCAUCGACGACCUCUGGAAAAAGUACAGCGACAACAAAUUCGGGUACAGCGUUCAGAGAAAGCUAUGGAAGAAUGCCAACAAGGACUUCACCAGGUUCUUCCUCAAAGUUGGGUGGAUGAAGAAGCUGGACACAGAAGUGGAGCAAUACAAUUACAGGUCUUUUCCUAACGAGUUCAUGUGGGAACUGACGGAGGACACGCCGGAAGGGCAUCUGCCAUUGACGAAUGCUCUCAGAGGGACACAGCUGCUGAACAGUAUACUCAGCCAUCCUGCUUUUGAUGAGGUUGAGGAGGAAGAAGGAGGAGGAGGAGAAGAAGGAAAAGGGGAGGAAUUGAGAGAUGGAGAGAGGCCAUUGAGCAACAAAUUACUCAAACCAGAUUAUAGCUUUUGAUUUUGAGGAAUACACAGUAAAAAUGAGAAUUAAUAGGAUUUAAGUUAAUGUUGAAAAUAAUCGUCCAUGGUCCAUUCAUUUCUCAUCCUUUUUCUUUUUGCAUUUCAUAAUGUAGUAGUUAUUCAACCUUUGAUUUUUUUUUU
Rubroshorea leprosula is the source of this 1095-nucleotide messenger RNA. Lineage: Eukaryota; Viridiplantae; Streptophyta; Magnoliopsida; Malvales; Dipterocarpaceae. The record is from the annotation of a GenBank genome assembly.